AUGCAGUAUGUGACGGAAGACGUAAGCGACGACGAUGAGCCAGAAGAUGAUGGCGAUGAUGAUGGAGAUGCCGAAGUGGAUGAACAUGAUGACGAUGAGGAUGAGGAGCAGAACGUCGAGGAUGAUUUUGACGAUGAUGAUGAUGAUGAUGACGAUGACGGAGAAUUUGGCGGUCGCAAAACGCGCCGGCGGCGCUCGCGCCGAGGCGGUAGCCAUACGAAUGGAUGGAGUACAGCCGUUCGCAUGUCCAGUCGGCAUUCCACCAAAGUGACAAAUUACGCCGACGACUACCAUGGCAUGUCUGAGGAUGACCCGUUUGAAGAUGAAGUCGACUCUUACGAGCAAGAGACAGCUGAGCCAGCUGAGCAACUGGACCAAAUCGAAGGAGUGUUUGGCCAUGAGCGUGAUGAGGCAUUCAAGGACGACGAGGACGACGAGCCAACGAGAAAUAUGCGCUUCGUGAUCAAAUGGCGUGGCUACUCUCAUCUUCAUAACACGCAUGAGUUGUACGAGUUUUUGCAGCGUUUCCCAGGAGCAAAACGCGUGAGCAAUUAUAUCAAAGCUGUUUGGCAGCCGAUGCAUGACAUCUCGACGAACCCGCAUGCUACGCGCGAGGAUCUUGAGGCACUUCAGAUCCAGCGUGAGCGGCAGCGUGCGCUACUGGAGAGUUUUCGCACCGUUGAGCGUGUCAUUGCUCAGCGCGAUAAUCCACCUACGAAAGAAGUGCCAUACACUCACACCCAGUACCUGUGCAAAUGGAAGGAGCUCGGUUACGACCAAUGUUCUUGGGAGUCUGAGGACGAUGUCGCCCCCAUUGCACGUGCUCAGAUUGACGCAUACCUGGCGCGAGCCACGUCUGUGACUGUGCCAUCGCGCAGCGAGUCGUUUAGCCGUGGUCGUCCACCGUACGUGCGUAUGACGGAGCAGCCCAAAUACAUUGGCGAGCAUGGCACGCUCAAGGAUUUCCAAAUGACAGGCCUUAACUGGCUGGCGUACUUGUGGAGUCAUGCGGAAAAUGGGAUCUUGGCUGACGAAAUGGGCCUGGGAAAGACCGUGCAAACGGUUGCCUUCUUUUCCUACUUGUUCCACACGUGUUACCAGUAUGGACCGUUUCUUGUGGUCGUGCCUCUAUCGACGCUCCCAUCGUGGCUCUCGCAGUUUGAGCAGUGGGCACCGGACAUGAAUGUUGUUGCUUACACAGGCAACUCGCAGAGCCGUGAAGUGAUUCGCGAGUAUGAAUUUGGCCCGCCGCGCAAAAUGCGGCUGAAUGUCCUUUUGACAACGUAUGAGUUCAUCUUGAAGGAUCGGGCCGAGCUGAUGCCGAUCAAGUGGCAGUUCCUCGCAGUCGACGAGGCACACCGCUUGAAGAAUGCCGAGUCGCUUUUGUAUGAGUGCUUGAGCUCGUUCCACUGUGCAGGCAAGCUUCUGAUCACUGGUACGCCGUUGCAGAACAAUGUGCGUGAGCUAAGUGCGCUGCUUCAUUUCCUGCGGCCGGACCAGUUUGAUUUCGAAGUGGACUUUGACAUUUCGAAUGUCGAUCAGAACAAGAUCCAGGAAUUACACGAACGCCUUGAAAAUGUCAUGUUACGUCGUUUGAAGCGUGAUGUUGCCAAGGAGCUGCCGACGAAGUCCGAGCAGAUUCUGCGUGUGGAAAUGUCGGCAAUGCAGCAGCGCAUGUACAAGGCUAUUUUGACGCGCAACUACUCCUUGCUGAGUGGAAGCCAUUCCACGCAAUUCUCUUUGCUGAACAUUGCUGUCGAGUUGAAGAAGGCAUCAAACCAUCCUUAUCUCUUUGAUGGCGUCGAGACGCCGACCAACAGCCGCGAGGAAACGCUUCGCGGCCUGAUCAUGCACAGUGGUAAAAUGGUCUUGCUUGACAAGCUUCUUGCACGACUUAAAGCCGAUAACCACCGUGUGUUAAUCUUCAGUCAGAUGGUCCACAUGCUAGAUAUCCUCUCUGACUACCUGAGCCUUCGGGGUUACGUGCACCAGCGGCUUGAUGGCACGGUCUCUUCGGACACACGCAAGCGAGCCAUCGAUCACUUCAAUGCUCCACAGUCGCCGGACUUUUGCUUCCUCCUCUCGACACGUGCUGGUGGACUUGGCAUCAAUCUAGAGACCGCCGACACGGUGAUCAUCUUUGACAGCGACUGGAAUCCACAAAACGACCUUCAAGCCAUGUCGCGUGCGCACCGCCUCAACUCCAAGUUCCAUAUCAACGUCUUUCGCUUCCUGACGAAGGGCACUGUUGAAGAAGACGUGCUUGAGCGGGCAAAGCAAAAGAUGGGCUUGGAAUAUGCCAUCAUCAAUCAGAUGGACACGUCCGGCACGAACUUUGCGCCCAAGUCGCUGUCGAAGUCGUCGCAGAACUUUAGUCGCGAGGAGCUCGGUGCCAUUCUCAAGUUCGGGGCACAGAGCAUGUUCAAGAGCGACGAAGAUGGUCAGCAGAAGAAGCUGGACGAAAUGGAUCUUGACGAUAUCUUGCAGCAUGCCGAAGCGCGCGACACAGAGGCCGAUAGUAAUACCGCGUCGUCUGGUAGCCAGGCAUUCUUGCAGCAAUUCGCUCAGGUCCAGGACUUCAAGGCGGAUGACGUGUCCUGGGACGAUAUCAUUCCGUCGGAGGAUCGGGCCAAAGCCGAGGAGGAAGAGCGGCAACGAGCGGUGGAAAGCGCAAUGGCCGCGAGCUCGUCGCGCCGUCGCGCAGCCGUGGCGUCCAGCGAGGCUACGGCUCAUGUCACUGCGACUGAAGAUGGCUCGGGCGAUGCCGGCACGUCGACGACAUCCAAGUCCAAAGGCAAUGCAGGGAAUAGCAGCAGUGGCGGCAAAGUCACCCGCAAGACGUCCGGCCAGCGCUCGCUCGAGCUGAAGGAACGUGACUUGCGUGUCUUACUGCGAGGCAUCCAGCGUUGGGGUGACAUUCGAUAUCGAUACGAUCAGAUUGUGUCAGAAGGCAAGCUCAUGGACAAGAACCGCUCUGUACUCAUGCAGGCUUCGAAAUGA
Molecule: messenger RNA, 3000 nt
Organism: Malassezia globosa CBS 7966
Lineage: Eukaryota; Fungi; Basidiomycota; Malasseziomycetes; Malasseziales; Malasseziaceae
Exons: 1
Coding region: 1-3000 (999 amino acids)
Biological process (GO): regulation of transcription by RNA polymerase II; nucleosome organization
Cellular component (GO): nucleus; chromatin
Molecular function (GO): ATP hydrolysis activity; chromatin binding; ATP-dependent chromatin remodeler activity
Source: RefSeq, a predicted model, not a curated record